Haliotis rufescens (red abalone) is the source of this 2054-nucleotide messenger RNA. RefSeq names its product homeobox protein unc-4 homolog. Lineage: Eukaryota; Metazoa; Mollusca; Gastropoda; Lepetellida; Haliotidae. The transcript is spliced from 3 exons. Gene Ontology annotation, molecular function: sequence-specific double-stranded DNA binding; DNA-binding transcription factor activity, RNA polymerase II-specific. The record is from RefSeq and is a predicted model, not a curated record. Bases 70 to 1395 code for a protein of 441 amino acids. Gene Ontology annotation, biological process: regulation of DNA-templated transcription.
GUCUUCCCCAUUCAUAGAUGACUGCCCGUAGAGCUACCGUCAAUCUCAGAGUAUCUUCCCAAGUGUGCAAUGUUGACCAAUAUCGGACACCACUUUAACUUUCAAAGUUUAAAUGCCCAGAUGAACCUUUUGGAAACAUCUUACCCUCACAGCUAUGCGGCCCUGUCAGCGUUACAGAGCUACCCACACUACGCCGGACACCUUCCAGGGGUGACAGGGCCUCCCCCUGAUCAAAUCGCAGCUUUGGAUUGUAGCAUUAACCAGGGGUAUUAUUCCACUGGCCCAGUCAAGUUCUCCGUAGAUAGAAUUCUUACGACGGGGGAGCCUCGUUCACGAAGUUCCUCACCUGUCGUCGACAAAGACGACCUCGGCAAACACGACUCCCCACACAGCAGGGAUUCGAAGGACGACGGCAAAGACAGUCAGUCAGUAAAACGACGCCGAACACGUACAAAUUUCACUGGAUGGCAACUAGAAGAGUUGGAAAAGGCGUUUCAAGAUAGUCACUACCCUGAUGUGUUUAUGCGUGAAGCGUUGGCUCUCAAACUAGAUCUCGUGGAAUCUCGUGUUCAGGUUUGGUUCCAAAACAGACGUGCAAAAUGGCGAAAGAAGGAAAACACGAAAAAAGGCCCUGGACGUCCAGCUCACAACGCGCAGCCGCAGACAUGCAGUGGAGAGCCAAUGGACCCAGAGGAAGUGAAACGACGAGAACAAGAGCGUGCGGAGAAGAAGAGGAGGAAACAGGAAGACCGUCUACGCAGACUCGAGGAGAAGAGGCGAGUUUCCGGUGAUGGAAAGCUCAAACUGUCGCUUUUGUCGCUGUCUGACCUGUCCAGUUCCGCCAGUGACGGCCCGUACAGCUCGUCACUGUUGUCACCCAAUACCAGACCAGAUACAGGAAGUGACGACAGCAAUCAUGGCCAGCCCGAGAAGCGGAAGUGCCCUUUCAGUAUAGACAGUCUUCUAGAAACGCCUAAAGUGCCGCGUGGUCGAAGACCGAAUUCUAAAUACCCACGUGUACAAGCGUGUAAAUCAUUAGGACCUUUAGCUCUUGGCAUGAUGCCCCUAUUCCCCAUAACACAACCAAUAGGAUUUGUGGUGGAACAACUCUCCGAAGAUGAGUAUGAUGGUGAUAGUGACUCCAAUAUGCCACACAACCUCUGUGUAAAAGUAUCAAAAGACAAUGACGAGAGCAUAGGGGAGAAGAACACACCGAGAACAGAGGAAGAAAGUUGUUGUGUUAAGGAGCAACACAUUAAAGAGGAAGAACAGGCACCCGAGGAGCACAUCGAUGUCCUCGAGUGCUCCCGAGACGAUGAGGAAGAGGAGGACGCGUUGGAGGAAGAGUUCGAUGAGGAAGUUGAGGAGGAAGAGAAGUGUGACAGCAGUCAGUAGAUGGUAGCUGACCGAGUAGCUGUACCCGUUAGUCUGUGAUGGAUGAUCCUGUUGAAACACUUUAUACUACUAGGGUUCAUUGUAGUUGUUUAGCUGAGUUUGAGUUUGAGCAGCUGUACACAUUGUAUGCGAAACUGAAAAGACAGUAUUGACAACAUGGUCGAACCGAAAAGGGUUGCAUGGAAAAGACACUUUAAGAAGCCAACAUAACUAUCCGAUUUGUAGGCUGUGAUGAUCAACUUUGAUCGUUUAAGUAUUUAAAUAAUUUAGUAUCGAAGAGCAAGGCUGUUACAUUUACGACAAAAUGGGCCGUUUUGGUAGAAGCUGUCAAAAUCUGUCAAACAGAUGUGAUAAAAAUGUGAAGAUUUUGGUAUAUAGAGCCUGACUUUCAUACGCGGACAGUGAAUGGCAACGACGGGCUGUCGCUCUGAAGGCUCAGCAACACCCUGUGUGAUAGUGCCACUCUGUGAGGCAGUAUAGAGUGGGUGAAACCAGUGCACCUGUGUGAAUGCUGGUGGUGAAUAUGUGAGUGUGAAUGCGAUGUUUGUGGUGUUUAGUUGAGUAUUUGUUGAGCAUGUGCCAUAGAAAAGUGUAACGAAUACGUUGAUACUAGACUGUGCUCGAGUCUACAUUGGUCACAAUAAAACCAUAUUACAUUA